Molecule: messenger RNA, 378 nt
Organism: Opisthorchis viverrini
Lineage: Eukaryota; Metazoa; Platyhelminthes; Trematoda; Opisthorchiida; Opisthorchiidae
Exons: 2
Coding region: 1-378 (125 amino acids)
Source: RefSeq, a predicted model, not a curated record
AUGUCGACGCCGAGGCGAGAAUCGAACCAUGAACCUCCCACUUACCGGAAAAACGCUUCAUUAGCUGCUUUGCUGCCUUGUGUAACGCAUACAAUUGAGCACUACAUUGGCUCGCCCACUUCAGGUAUCCGUCCCGUUGUGGAAGACUUCCAAAACGGAACUGCAAUCGGUCCGUUGAACAAGAGCCUACAGGACCACUGUGGAAUCCAAGGUUCUGAGUUUGAGAAGGACAGGUUACCGAGGUGUACCGACACAGCUUCGGUCAACAAUAAGAAAAAAUAUAGUCGUCCUCACGGGUGGUAUGUACAUCCAGACUGGAUGAUUAAACCUAGCAGAAGCACGGAUUUGGAGUGGAUACUCAGCGUACCGGUAAUGUAA